This is a messenger RNA of Serendipita indica DSM 11827, 1305 nucleotides long. Lineage: Eukaryota; Fungi; Basidiomycota; Agaricomycetes; Sebacinales; Serendipitaceae. The record is from the annotation of a GenBank genome assembly.
AUGUCCGUCAACACUACUCGUAGCACGCUGGCCGAGUCCAAGAUCCCUGGCCUGGAAGAGUCGUUGGACAAACUGGCAUUGUCUCCAAAGGAAACUCUCGAAUCCACAUCCACCAGUACCAUCGAUAAUGAUGGAUAUAUAUUGCAAAACCGCGACAUACCGACCGAAAUUUGGCUUAGCGUCUUUCGGUACGCCGUCGACGCCGCAAUCCACGAUUACAUCUCCGAGCCAUUAAGAAUGCAACAGUCGCUUGUUCAUCCUCCUAUCACUCUUUCUCACGUUUGCCGCCGCUGGCGCUCCAUCGUCCACGACUUUCCGGACCUCUGGUUGACAAUCCCGACCUGUCCAAGACAAUGGUGGACGAGGGGUGAAGCAAGCUCCAUGGAACUAUCUCGGAAAGGCGCAGAAGGCGCGUUAGCGCACUCAGACGCUACUACGAGCACGAGCACAAGGAAGCCAGUGACGCUCCUUCUUGACGUCUCGGAGCGCUUCGAUAGCAAAGAAUCCAUAUCGCGGGAUCACAAGUCGCGGGAUAUGAUCCCUGUAUUGGAGCCCAAGAGGACACUCGAAGGACGCAAGUCACUCCUGUUCCCGAAAGAUGACCACAAUGUCUACAUCUUCCUCCGUGCGGUAAAUCCAGACCUGGAGAGAGCAGGAGGCAAAGUUCACCCAAGAGCACCGGUCGAGAUUCGACAUCUUGUCCGUAUUGGAGAUCCUUGGGAAGCGGGACCAAGGACGAUCAAGACAUUGCGGCUAAAGACGACGGAGAGGCAGCGAUUGGUAUCGCUCAACGGGAUGCUUCGACCAUGGAUCGAAGAGCUAUUCCUUCACUCUUGUCAGAUUGACGUCGAUAAAUAUGGUCCUUAUCUGUCAAACGCCAAUCAAAUCAUGUCCAACCUUCGUGUACUAGGCAUCACACCUGUACAUGUCGCAUUCUUCACCGAGAUCAAGGUGCCCUCGCUAGAAACGCUUGGCGAGGAAUGGCUUGCGACGGUGGGUGGCGCAAUCAAGUCGAUUACCCAACUCGAAUUUGAAGGGUGGCCAGAGAAGUAUCGGAGAAAUAUACCCUAUUAUUCGAUCGUACCGCUUUUGCUCGGUCUCCUUCAUCACCUUCCCGCUCUGUCAAAGGUUGUUUGCCGGCAGAGUUUUGUAUGGGGAGACGGGCUCGCGGAACAGCUACCUCUUGCAUUGGCAGAUACAAAUGAUAAGCGACUUGAGGCAAUUAGCUUUGAAGAAUGUACUGGACUUACGCAGGCUCAUUGUGAUCGACUUGCCAUGGUCGCUAACGCAGUCAAAGUUUUGUAA